AUUUGAGGGCCUGAGGCAGAGGGUGGCGGCCGAGCUCAGGAGUCCGCGAGUCGGACAAGUGUGCCGCGGGGCGCGCUGGGCGGGCGGCGAGCGGAGCCGGCCGGAGCGCGCCGGGCAGCGGCCGCCGCCGUCCCGGGAGGGGCGCGGGCGGCAGGAUGGAGCUGAACUCCCUGCUGCUGCUGCUGGAGGCGGCCGAGUACCUGGAGCGCAGGGACCGAGAGGCCGAGCACGGCUACGCCUCGGUGCUGCCCUUCGACGGCGACUUCGCCAGGAAGAAAACAAAGGCGGCUGGCCUGGUGCGCAAGGCCCCGAACAACAGGUCUUCACACAACGAACUAGAAAAGCACAGACGAGCUAAGCUCAGGCUCUACCUGGAACAGCUCAAGCAGCUGGUGCCCCUGGGCCCUGAUAGCACGCGCCACACCACGCUGAGCCUCCUGAAGCGUGCCAAGAUGCACAUCAAGAAACUGGAGGAGCAGGACCGCAGGGCACUGAGCAUCAAGGAGCAGCUGCAGCGGGAGCACCGCUUCCUGAAGCGGCGCCUGGAGCAGCUGUCUGUGCAGAGCAUGGAGCGUGUGCGCACGGACAGCACCGGCUCCGCCGUCUCCACGGAUGACUCAGAGCAAGAGGUGGACAUAGAGGGCAUGGAGUUUGGCCCUGGUGAGCUGGACAGUGUUGGCAGCAGCAGUGACGCCGAUGACCACUACAGUCUGCAGAGCGGUGGCUGCAGUGACGGUGGCUAUGGGCGCCCCUGCCGGCGACCUGGCCGCCCUAGCCUCUCAUAGGCCCUGCACACUCUGCUGCUUGACCCGCCGCCCGCCUGCCUGGCCAGCGUGUCAGCCUCCAGUUCUCCCUUGACCAACGCAGCCUCUCCCUGGGCCACUGCUGUGCCAUUCUGGAAACUCCAGCUGCUGCCUGGGCUGCCCGCCUCUGCCUGCUGCCUGCUGGUCAGGGCCUGAGCCGCCUGCCCGCCCACCCCUCCCCUCCCCACUGGGCAGGGUCCCUUGCAGGGAGGCAGGGCCCGGCUCCCAUGACCUGGAGCCCAGGGUUGCCGCCCAGGGUCUGCUCUCAGAUUCCUAAUCAUUCCAGAAGUAUUAAAUGUCAUUGCUGCAAAUCUCGGCGGGCACCGUGUAAGGGGCUUAAUGACCACCUCAGGGAGCUCAGACCCAGCACUGGAUCCCAGGAGAAAGAAGUGGACUGAGGAAGGAAGGAAGGUGCGGCUGUUUUUCUGUCCACUUGCUGGUCAGUCCAUACAGGCUCCUGAGAGAGAUCGAGAAGGGCGGGACUUGGUUGAGCACCCUGGGAAGGUAGGCGGAGAGGGGCCUUUCCACCCACAGGCUUCAGGCGCUGGGGGUGGGCUCCUAGUGGCAGGCUGAGGCAGUCCACAUCAAGUGGGCAGCAUCUGUUCUGUCAAGACCUUCAGAUGUACACACACACCAGGCCCACACACGCACAUGAGGGCACCCUGGAGGGAGGUUGGCCUUUGGGGGCCACUUAGGCAAAUGCUGGCCCCUGGCCUGUGCCUGGCUUUGUCUCUCUGUGCCCGGCACCAGCUCACUUGUGCCAGCCCAGAUGCUCUGCCUCUCGGCACAGGAAAGAGCUGCUUCUGCAGGGCUAAGGUGAGCUGUGGUGGAGGCAGAGCCACUGGGUCCACCUGGGCUUUUCAGCUUCCUUUCUUAUUACAAAGCAAAGGAAGCAAGACCACGCUGCCUAGCAGUGUGACAGGAGCUCCCUUCAGGGGGAACUCACAGUUGUGCCCACUGCAGCCUCAGCUGGCAGAGGCUUCUCCAAAUACAAAACAGAAACAUUUUUAAAAAGAGAAGAAAAAAAAAAAGCUCUAAAGACCCUCACCAAGGGACGUGUGUGCCGCCUCGAUUUCCUGUACAA
Molecule: messenger RNA, 1887 nt
Organism: Sciurus carolinensis (gray squirrel)
Lineage: Eukaryota; Metazoa; Chordata; Mammalia; Rodentia; Sciuridae
Gene: Mxd4
Product: MAX dimerization protein 4
Exons: 6
Coding region: 156-785 (209 amino acids)
Biological process (GO): regulation of transcription by RNA polymerase II
Molecular function (GO): RNA polymerase II cis-regulatory region sequence-specific DNA binding; DNA-binding transcription factor activity, RNA polymerase II-specific; protein dimerization activity
Source: RefSeq, a predicted model, not a curated record